GUUUCGCCCUUGGGAUAGGCCACUCUACUCGGGUCCAAACCUCUUACCUGCUGGGGAGUCUACGCAGACCCUUCCGGGUUACGCGGCGCCGAUACCGCGAGUCAUGUGAUACCAAGAUGGCGGCGCCGCGGUAGCUGGCACUGGGUUGUGGCGUCCAAGGAUCCGCGACGGUUUCUGCCCUCGGGUCGUAGGGGCGGCAACGCUUGGCUGGUUCCUGCAGCGGCCGGUAGCCCCGCGUUAGGCGUCUGUCCAGGGUCGGGGCUGUUGCUGUCACAGUGGGUUCGGGGGAGUCCCGGUGAUCUCGCUGCAAGUGUUCUGCGUCGGCCGCGCUCGCUAGAAGAGGAGGAGGGCAACCGUCCUCCCCCGCUUUCUGUACCUGCGGAGUUCGUGAGGCCUCCGAGGGCCCUGGAGGAGCUACACCUGUGAGGGGCUGCGGGACUUAGAGUUCUCGGAAGUGUGAGAGACAGCCUAGUACCCAAAGACCGCAAGGACUUUGCUUCCUCUUCCAGGGGCCUGGGUUCUCCGCGUCUAUUACCCCAGCAUUCUUUCCUACUUCCUUUCAAUGUUCUCUCAGUAUAUCUGGAAAUAUGAUCAGCGCCCCUGACGUGGUGGCCUUCACCAAAGAGGACGAAUACGAAGAGGAGCCUUACAAUGAACCAGCCCUGCCCGAGGAGUACUCGGUGCCGCUCUUCCCCUUCGCAAGCCAAGGAGCUAACCCAUGGUCCAAACUGUCCGGAGCCAAGUUCUCUCGGGACUUCAUCCUUAUUUCCGAAUUUUCAGAGCAGGUGGGACCCCAACCCUUGCUGACCAUCCCCAAUGACACCAAAGUUUUCGGUACUUUUGAUCUUAAUUACUUCUCCUUGCGGAUCAUGUCUGUGGAUUACCAGGCUUCCUUUGUGGGCCAUCCCCCUGGUUCUGCCUACCCCAAGCUGAACUUCGUGGAGGACUCCAAGGUGGUUCUGGGAGACUCCAAGGAGGGAGCCUUUGCAUAUGUGCACCACCUUACCCUGUAUGACCUGGAGGCCCGUGGCUUUGUAAGGCCCUUUUGCAUGGCUUAUAUCUCAGCAGACCAGCACAAAAUCAUGCAGCAGUUCCAGGAGCUUUCAGCUGAAUUUUCCAAAGCUUCUGAGUGCUUAAAGACAGGCAACAGGAAGGCCUUUGCUGGGGAACUUGAAAAAAAACUGAAAGACUUGGAUUACACCAGGACUGUGCUGCACACUGAGACAGAGAUCCAGAAGAAAGCCAACGACAAAGGUUUUUACUCAUCUCAGGCAAUUGAGAAAGCCAAUGAACUGGCUAGUGUAGAGAAAUCCAUCAUUGAACAUCAAGACCUGCUGAGGCAGAUCCGCUCAUACCCUCAUCGGAAGUCGAAGGGAACCGAUAUGUGUUCUGGGAAGAUGGAGCAUACCCAGGAUCAGCCUGACCAGGCAGCCACUACCUCUAAUCCGGAUGAGUGUGCUGACACAGACCUUUACACCUGCAGACCUGCCUACACCCCAAAACUCAUCAAAGCAAAGUCCACCAAGUGUUUUGACAAGAAGUUGAAGACCUUGGAAGAGCUCUGUGACACUGAGUAUUUCACCCAGACCCUGGCUCAGCUCAGCCACAUUGAGCACAUGUUCAGAGGAGACCUGUGCUAUCUCCUGACCAGCCAGAUUGACAGAGCGCUACUAAAGCAACAGCACAUAACCAAUUUCCUUUUUGAAGAUUUUGUGGAGGUCAAUGAGAGGGUGGUGGAGAAACAAGAAAGCACACCACCUCAGCCCAGUCAAGACGGGCUGCCUUCCAGGUCCCUAAGAGAAUGUCCAAUUCCCCAAGUGUUAAUUAGCGUUGGCUCUUACAAGUCCAGUGUGGAGUCUGUGCUGAUCAAGAUGGAGCAGGAACUUAGAGAUGAGGAGUACAAGGAAGUGGAGGUGACAGAAUUGAGUGGUUUUGACCCCCAGGAAAACUUGGACUACCUGGAUAUGGAUAUGAAAGGGAGUAUCAGCAGUGGUGAAAGCAUUGAGGUUCUAGGCACAGAGAAGUCCACCUCUGUGCUGUCUAAGUCUGACAGCCAGGCCAGCCUCACAGUGUCACUAAGCCCCCAGGUGGUUCGGAGCAAAGCAGUCAGCCACAGGACCAUCAGUGAGGACAGUAUUGAAGUCCUCAGCACCUGCCCCUCUGAGGCCCUCAUCCCUGAUGACUUUAAGGCCAGCUACCCAAGUGCCAUUAAUGAAGAAGAAUCAUAUGCGGAUGAUAGUGAGGGAGUCAUCCACUUCCAGGUAAGCAUCAGCCCACCGGAGCUGGGUGAAGCAGAGGAAGGCAACUUAGAAAACACCCCUUCACAGACAGACUCCUGCUGCAUCGGGAAGGAGAGCGACAGUCUGCAGAGGCCGCUCUCCACUUCAGUCCCCACACUCUCUGAUGAGAAUGGAGUAGUGAGCAUCCCCCCACAGCGCUACAGGCAGAAGGACCUGGGGUUCCAUGUGGACUUCGCAGUGGAAAAUGCCAGCCUUUCUUCCCGAGACAACAGUUCCAAAGGGUGCCCUGCUUAUGAGCUGGACCCGAGUCACCUGCUGGCCAGCCGGGAUGUCAGUAAGACCAGCCUGGACAACUACUCAGACACCACCAGCUAUGUGAGCAGUGUGGCCUCCACCAGCUGGGACAGGACUCCCUCCUCUCCUCAUUCCGCUGGCUCCUCUUCUGAGAGGCAUAAAAAGAGGGCUGGCCAGAAUGCCUUAAAAUUCAUCCGCCAGUACCCCUUUGCCCACCCAGCCAUCUACUCCCUGCUCAGCGGAAGAACACUCGUGGUCCUGGGGGAGGAUGAGGCCAUAGUCAGGAAGCUUGUGACAGCAUUGUCCAUCUUCGUCCCCAACUACAGCCACUGUGCCAAACCCGUGAAGCACUGGAUCUCCUCCCCUUUGCACAUCAUGGAUUUUCAGAAGUGGAAGCUUAUUGGCCUGCAGAGAUUGGCGUCCCCUGCCAGUGCUGGCACUCUGCAUGCGCUGAGCCGCUACAGCCGCUACACCAGCAUCCUGGACCUGGACAACAAAACCCUGCGCUGCCCUCUCUACAGGGGCACCCUCAUGCCUCGGCUGGCAGACCACCGCACUCAGAUCAAGCGGGGCAGUACCUACUACCUGCACGUCCAGAGCAUGCUCACCCAGCUCUGCUCCAAGGCCUUCCUCUACACCUUCUGCCACCACCUGCACCUGCCGGCCCAUGACAAGGAAACUGAGGAGUUGGUGGCCAGCCGGCAGGCAAGCUUCUUGAAGCUGAAUCUUGGUCUCGUGAACGAAGAUGUAAAGGUGGUCCAGUACUUGGCUGAGCUGCUGAAGCUGCACUAUAUGCAGGCGUCUCCUGGGACCAGCCACCCCAUGCUCAGGUUUGACUAUGUCCCCAGCUUUUUGUACAAAAUCUGAGGUCAGUCCCAGCCACUGUGACCAAGACCUGUGAUUCAGGGCAUGGGGAAGGGAAAGCUUGGUGUGACCAAGUCCUCUGAGCUGUUGAGACAUCUGGUGUCAUAGGUGGGAAGGAAACGAAGGUGGCAGUGGGGUUCUCAGGUGGCUCCAGGCAGCUUGCAAGCUGGAAUUGGGCAGAGGGGAGCCUGGCUCUCUGAAGGCAUCUGGAAGGACAGUAACAGCUCUCGUCUCCCUGGCGAGGAGUGGCCCCGGAAUUGGGAGGGGGCUCUUGGCUUCCAGAGGACUGGUAGCCAGAGAAGAAGAAAGCCUCAGUGGGUGGGAUGAGGGGCAGGAAGGCAAAGCCCCGAUGGGAGGAACAUGGUGGCCGCAUGCAGCUGCGCUGGACACUUGAGUGGAAAAAUCACAUGAAGCAGCCCGUUAACUGGAAUGAUUUGGUAUAAAACAGGACACUGGCACAUCCAUUGUCUCAUUCAGACUCCAGCUGAAUGUCCUGCUAGAGCAUAUCAUCCCGGGAAGGCCCCUUAACAAGUGAGGUGAAGGGGAGAAAGCUGGGCCCCCGUGCUGCAGGGAGAGUGAGCAGUACCCACCUCCAUGCUCACUUCCUCAACAGGCACAGAAAGGCCUGUGGGUGGGCCCUGGAAACUGUGCCCAUAGGUCCGCAGGAGUGACUGGAGUCGUCGUUAGGCCCCAGUUGUCAGUGAGAACGCUCUCUCUCGGAGAUAGAAAGCCCAGUAAACAGGCAGGGCCAAGGUGCCAUGAGGCCAUCACCACUGUGCAAGUGAUGGUGAGCCAGCAGGCUCUCUGGGGCUCGGUCCACCAGCUUCUCUGGCCAGCGUGAGUUAGCACUGUCCUCUUGAGGAAGGUCUGCAGAUGCAUGUUGGAACUUGGCAGAGGUCAUGCCCCGGUCUUCUCACCCAAAGCAAACCUUUCCAACUACUACCUCUCGCAGGGUCUUGUGGGCGUGGUGACUGCAGAGUUCUGUUCAGCUGCUGGUCUGGGUGGACAGCCCAGCUGGUGAUAACUCAUGGCAGGGCUCUCCUCCAGGCAGGAAGGAGUGGCUGUCUUCAUGUAUCUGCUCAGGGAGGCUGCGCAGAUCUGGAGUGCACCACCUCUCUGCAGCUCUCUUCCACCCUCAUGUGAGCCCCAAGGACACUCACCUCAAGGCAGCUCAACUCCCGUAUCCAUGGAGCCCCCCAAGUACUCAUCUCCCACAGCUCCCUUCUGCCCCCAUGUGAGUCCCCCAGAUACCUCCCCGCAGCUCACUCCCACCCCCAUGUGAACCCCCCAAGUGCUUACCCCCCCCACAGCUCACUUCCACCCCCAUUUGAGUCCCCCAAAUACCUCACCACAGCUCACCCCUGCCCCCAUGGAGCCCCCCAAGUACUCACCUCCCUGCAGCUCAUUCCCGCCCUCAUGUGAGCCCCCUACCUUCUCAGGAGAUGCUCCUGGUUCAACCAUCAGGACCUUCCUGAGGUUUCUUAAACAGUCGCCAUUAGUGUGUAGACGGAGGGCUUCUUGGAGAUCUUGCAAGUUUUAUACUUUUUUUAAAGCUGUUUUUCCCACUAAGUAGGGAGAACUCUUGGUAUUUGCUUUUAAUUUGUUCCCAGAAAAUUGUGAUAAAACAGGCCUGAGCUAGCCACAAGUGCUGAAUACAUGUGUGCGUAUCUACUGGGGCCUUGUUCUGUGUCGGGGUCCUGCUGCUGAGACCCGGUCUGCCUGUCAGCUUUGUGGCACAGCACUGAGGUCACAGAGGCAGAGAUCCCUGCGACUAAAGAGGGUUUGCGUUGUAUCACUUGGUGGUCCCUUCCUUGCCCAAGCCUCUGCCCAUUGGCUCGCACCCAUUAGCUUCUGGUCGGGGUCCCAUUCCUGUCGUGGCAGGGAUUUCCUCAAGGAAAGAGGAAAGCCUUCUUUUGUGGCUGUCUUCAUGGAUGUGUGGUUUUGUUUCUGUGACAGAACCAUUUGUGGCAAGCGGCACUGCUUACAUCUCAUCAUUUUUCCUUGUGCCUGCGCCUGUUGCAUAUAUUUGCACACAGACGCGUCUCUAGGCACAUCUUGGCAGCAUAGAAAUGUGAAGGGUUUGCCAGUGGGUAAAGCUGCAUCGGAAUCCUGUUUCUCUCUGAGCUCCUGUCUGUCACCUUCUCCCCUUCCCGGUGUUCACAGUGCUGCUGUUUUCUAACUGGGUGGCUAACUGCUGUCUAUGUAGGCCUCCAGGGACAUGAGCUUGUGACGUUUUAUCUCCAAGGGAAUAAGAGUGUGGGGUCCCAGUGACAAGGUGGAGAGUGAUCAUUGGCACCGCCAUUGCUGUUUCAUUCCUGUGUUUCACACUGACGUGGACUCUGCGGUUUACACUGUUCUCACCCAGGAAACCGAUGCAGGCAGGUCAGUCAGACUUGGCCUUGAAGAAGCGCAAGCCACACACUCCCACAGAGUUUGCUUUGGAGGGUGUUUUCUCGGAAGCUCUACCUAAGGAUGGCCCCAAAGGUGGACCCUGUGGACUGUACGGUGAGCCAUCAGGUGUGGAGAGACGGUCCUGCAGGGCCCACCACAGAAAGAGCACACAGCAUCUCACUGGAGCUGGUUCUUCACGAAGAAGGCGAGCUCGCUUCACCGACCAGUGGGUGCACACCAGGAUUUCAAUUUGUGGUUAAAACCUAACUUUUCAGUGUGACAGUUUGAAAGGAUUGCUUGAUGCUAAGUAAUGUUUCUUUUCAAAGGGAUCGUAAAGUGGAACUUGGACUGAGCCAGUGUGGGGAGAGGCAGUUGAGACUGUGGAGCUGCCCCUCCCCAGCCCCUCCUCCACUUUGGAGAACUGGAACCUACUAGAAGUCUCAGAUGCAUCUAUAAAUCUUAAUGGUGGGGAGCCCUACGCAAUGGGACGAACCUCUUCAAGAAUUUUCAUUUGAGGUUUUCCUCUAGUAGUAGGUCAAUAAGUGUUAAUAAUAAAACAUUGAAUGAAAACCACUUCCCAGAAAAUAAAGGACAUCAGAGCCCCUUAUUACUUCUUCAAUCCUGUCACUUUGAAGGCCCAGGCACUGAACUUUGAGGUUUGUUUCGACUUCCAGUUACCUGCCUCCCCCCCAACCCCCAGCCCCCUUUUUGACGCAGUCCAGGCUAGCAAUUAUGCAGUAGUGAUUUCCUGAAGCUCCAUUUUAGAGAUCAGCCGAAGCUUUGUAUAGCACCUGUGUCGCCUGAGCUGCCACCUCACACCUCACUUUCUUUCCCCAGGAACUUUGCUCCUUUAGUGGAUCUUUGGAUUUUAGAAGUUGUGACUUUUCCAUAAUUGACUGCAAUGGCUGAAGUUACACAUUGCCCCAGAAUUUGGAAAUGAGCCAUGAUAGCUCACGUAGCUGUCAUUUCCCAUCUAGCUUUUAACUUCAUUUCAGAUCAGUUACUAUAUGCAGAGUAUAGUAGACUUCAACCCCAAAUAACUUAUCAUUUCAAAAUCCAAAGGCCAACAGUUCUACCCCAAAUGACAGGGCUGCUGCAGUUCUGUGAUGUGGGUCUGGAGGCCAAGAGCAGUCUGGAAUAUCUUGCAUGCACACUGACCACCCACGUCUGCCAGUGUUGCGUGCCUCUGCCUCUCUGGACCUGCUGUUGCCAUGUCAUCUUUGCACUGGUGACAGCACUCAGCUGGUGGGGAUCCAUCAGUAGGUGUGAAUGGCCUUCAGAGGCACUGACCCCACCCCCCACCCCCCAGCCAGCAAUCAGAUUUUUACCUCCCAUCUCCCUGUACAGCUCUGAAGAAAGCGCCUUGGUUCAUGCUUUGAAUCAAACGAGCCAGCUUUCUAGCUUUUCUCUAGUACUGUCAGGGAUUAGAGAUACCAUGUUAACAGACUGCAAAAAGGAAAACAUCAAAUUUCUACUUCUGGCUGAAAGCAAAAUCAGUCUCAGCUGAUAAGGCUUGAGCACACCGUUUUCCUGAGUCCUUUUUCCGUUGGUCACUGACCUAAUCUGGCCUCAUCUGUUAAGAUCUGGUUAUGCCAUGGGAAGGAGGAAGCACCUUGCAAUGAACCAAGCUGUUGGUAGGGGGCCCUGGCUUCCUGGGAGUGACUGUUCAGCUCCAACAUGGAAGCGACACAGAGGUCUUGGAGAUGUCUGUUGCAGCUGGGGAGGAGUCAAGCCCCUGAAGAUAAGACUGGGCAGUAUAACAAGUCCCAAAUCAGGCAGAGAUGUGGGGACUGGUGUGUCACCUACACCCCAGGGAGACUGCGGCAGCUGUCUACCCCAUGCUGGAGUAAAUGCCAACAACACACUAGGCUCCAGCCUGCGGGGGCACCUUCUAGGACCACAGGUUGUCCGACCCCCCGACACUGGCUGCACAGGUUGGGCUAAGAUGCCGCCUUUCAGGUUGCAGUGAAAAGCAUAGUCUGUGAGGAAGUCAUAUUUACUAUUUUUUGAAAAGUAUUUUAUUACUGCAUGUUCCCGUCUGUGCGUGAAUGUGAACCCAACCAUGUGAGCUGCAGUCAUCCUCACAGUGGCGAGGGCAAGAGUAUGACAGACACGUGUAAUGGCGGUUCGUAGAUAUGGCUGCACCAGAGUUCAACCAGAGUAAAUGCCAAACAGUAUGAGAAAUGUACUUUUUAAGAAACUAAUUUAUUUGCGUUGAGGUAUUUUUGAAAUAUAAAAAUUGGUUGUAUUUUUUAAAGCUAUAAUUCUUAUAGGCAUUCUGUGGUUAAAUAUUUGAUUGUGCUUAUUAAAAAUGGUCAUUUAUGGUUUGCACUUCAGCUUUGUGAAAAAUAAACUCUCUUUGGGAAGGUGACAUUUGGUUUCCUGAUUACAGGAGGGAGUUGGUUCUCACUCAGGGCAGAAGGGCUCCUCCUGGCUGCUGCUGACAGCAGGCGAGGAUGAGGUGCCCCGGGCUCUCCCACGUGCCCAGGGUGGAGAGUGAAGGAGACCAUUUCCACAGCCGCUAAGAGAACCCUUGCAUAGGUCUGUCUAACUUAGAACUCUGAUUG
Messenger RNA from Hipposideros armiger (great roundleaf bat), 8356 nucleotides. It is a transcript of the gene SMCR8, whose product is annotated as SMCR8-C9orf72 complex subunit. Gene Ontology annotation, cellular component: guanyl-nucleotide exchange factor complex. Lineage: Eukaryota; Metazoa; Chordata; Mammalia; Chiroptera; Hipposideridae. The transcript is spliced from 2 exons. Gene Ontology annotation, molecular function: GTPase activator activity. The coding region runs from base 588 to 3401 and encodes 937 amino acids. The record is from RefSeq and is a predicted model, not a curated record.